Candidula unifasciata is the source of this 2424-nucleotide messenger RNA. The record is from the annotation of a GenBank genome assembly. Lineage: Eukaryota; Metazoa; Mollusca; Gastropoda; Stylommatophora; Geomitridae.
AUGAGAACAGCCAGUGAAAUUUCCAAUCUUCAAGCCAAACAGGGCUGGAAAGACAGGUUAAAUCGACUGAAGCUUGGUACAAAAGUUUUAACUCAUAAUCUAACUUCACCAGCUUCUGCCAGUUCUAGAAAGAAUACCAGUUUAGACCAACCCAACCUGGACUCUGCUCUUUUCCUGAAUUCAUCUUUAGCACAGAACUCCUCUGCUCUCAGUAGAUCUUUUCCAGGCAAAUUUCCAGUAAAUCGCAAACGGGAGUUUAACAGGGCUUCUGGCUUCUCGGAGUGCUCCACAGUGCAAGAUUUAAUAUCUUGUGCCCACCCAGAACUGUCAGUCAGACCAAUUGCUGCCAGAUUUUUGAAACCCAAUGAGAAGGUUGAAGACACGCCACCAUCUGAGUAUGACAAUCUUCUUGUCUAUCGGGAAUCCACAAAUAGUAGUCUGGGUACAGUCUAUUCACCUCCAUGGGAAAUAAGCACAGCAAAUAAACUGAUAAGGGAGUCACCAGCACCCCUGUUGGCCGACAGCUUGCCUCCAGCUAUGGACAUCACAGAGAGGAUACAGCGAUGGCAGCUAGCAAGUAGCAGUUAUCAUCACAUAGAUGUCAUCAGUAGCUCACCUGUGACAGGAGAUACUAACAGUCCAAGUCAGACCCAUCUACAGGAGCAGCCUAAUCAUCAUCAUCAUCAUCAUCAGCAUGUUCUACAAAGGCAAAAGCUGCAACAACAGCUUCAGCAACAAAAAGGGCUACAACUGCAGCAGCAUCAGCAGCAAAAACAGCAUCAAAAGCAGUUGCAGCUACAGCAAAAUCACUUGCAGCAACAACAACAGCAGCAAUUGCAACAGCAACUUCUUGGACACCAGCAGCAAAUUAAAUCUGAAGAUAAGACCAAAGCUCAGGACUUUCAGCGUCAGAUAAGUGUUGACAGCCCACGAACACAGCAUUGUAACAGUCAUCACCUGCGGCACCCGGAGAAAGAUACAAGAAGACUGAAUCCUGCGGUUUCUGGUACAAGUAUGGCUUCACCACCAUUAUCACCACAGAUCACCAACACCGGGAACACCAACAGCUCACUGUUAUCACCACAUAGACUGUCUUCACACUGUCCUGACGUGGUCAACUGUCACAACACAGCCGUCAGUCAGAAUGUGAACAUAUCAACUGACAUUAGUAGAAACAAAGAAAACAAAGUUGUCCUUGAGAGAAGCACAUCAGACUGUGGACAGAUUUUAGCCAAAGAGACCUCUGGAUCACCAGGAUCACCCAAAGAGUGGAAAUCUCCAGGGAUAAAAAUCAGAGAAUACAUUUUUAAGUUGUCUGGUGACCGACAAACCAUAUUUGGCAGCACAAUUGAGAACUUUAUUCAGUGUACCUUAGAGAGUCAAGAGGCCAACCCACAGUAUGUCAUGCGUAAUGUCCGGCAGUUCAUGACGGGUAUUAAAAAUUACUUAGUAAAACAUGGAGAGGGGGAGCUUGAAAACUUGAUAGAGAGAGAGAGAAGUAAGCUUGGAAUUGAUGAGAUUUUAAACAUAGACGCAAUCAUUGAGCAAGCUCUGCACAUCUGUGUGCUGAAACCAUUAAAGUAUCACAUCUACAGACUUUGUGUGGAAAAGUAUAGCAAAAAUGGAGCGCUUGAACAACUGUCCAAGAAUAUCAAGUAUGCCAGGACAAAAUCAGCACAAGAUAUUGGAGUACGAUCAGGUCUCAAGUUACCACAGAACAUAGACAUGGAAAUUAUAAAGCAUUACCUGGAUCUGAUGCAAAAGUCUUAUUCACCGCUUCAGAAACUGCAGAAUCUUCUGAAUGCAACGUCCACCAUUUAUCACAGUGUCCAAGGAAGCAACAAACAGACAUCGACUAGAUCUUCAUCUAUGGGGGCCGAAGAUUUUUUGCCGAUCCUCAUCUAUGUCAUUGUCCACUGUGGCCUUGUGUCUGCUGAGAUUGAGGCUGACUUCAUGUGGGGCCUGCUGCAGCCAUCUUUAUUGACUGGAGAAGGCGGCUACUACUUAACAACCCUGUCAAGUGCUGUUCUUAUACUGAAAAACUUCCAGGAAACACACCAGCUGGCACCUACUCAGGUUGAGGGCAAGUUACCCACGUUGUCAGACAUGCAGGGUUUCCUGAAGAUUGCCAUCCCAGAUGAACUGCAUGGCUCUAUUGUGUGGAAGACUCUACCCGUUAGACCUAACAUGAACACCAGGGACGUAUGUGCAAUGGUUGCUCACAAGUUCAAGAUCACAAAUCCUCAGGACUAUGGGCUUUUUCUAUUAUGUGAUGGCUUUGAGAGUCACAUGGCCGACGCUGACUGUCCCCAAAUUAUCAAGGGAGAUAGCCUGGCAUCCGGCAAGUCUUGCCACUUUGCAUUUAAGAGACUGGAUGCCAACAUUGCAUGGCCCAAGCAUAUGAAACAUUCUCCGCCCAAGUAA